Cetraspora pellucida is the source of this 1017-nucleotide messenger RNA. NCBI's taxonomy places the organism in Eukaryota, Fungi, Glomeromycota, Glomeromycetes, Diversisporales, Gigasporaceae. The record is from the annotation of a GenBank genome assembly.
AUGAGUGAAAAGGUCAAAGCAGCUGUUGUACCAGAAAAAGGUGCCAAGCUAGAAAUUCAACUGGUUGAUAAACCAAUUCCGAAACCCUUUGUUUAUGAUGAAUCUUCUGGAGAAAGAGGAGAAUUACUUGUCAAGAUCAAAGCUAUUGCUUUGAAUCCUAUUGAUGUCUAUCAAGUAGAAAGUGGUCUUAUGGUUGAUGGAUAUCCUGCGAUUCUUGGUAGCGAUGUUUCUGGUGUUGUAGAAGCUGUUGGUGAAGGUGUUACCGAGUUUUCUCAAGGUGAUGAAGUUUGCGGAUAUACCAAGUUGGGACUCCCUGGUCAUUAUGGUGCAUUUUCUGAAUAUACUUUACUUGAAGCAUCAACUACUUUCAAGAAACCACCAAACCUUACUUUUAGAGAAGCUGCAACUAUUCCCGUUUGUUCGCUUACAGCGGGGCUUGGCUUAUUUGAAUCAUUGAAAUUGCCACUUCCUUCUGAAAAUCCUGGUUGGUUCCGCGAAGAAUAUAUCUUGAUUUGGGGUGGCUCUUCUUCCGUCGGCUCUUAUGCCAUUCAACUUGCAGCUCAUUCAGGACUCACAGUUAUCACAACAGCAUCACCAAAAAACCAUCAGUUUCUUCAACAAUUAGGUGCUGCUUACACUUUUGAUUACAAUGCUCGUGACGUAGUUGAUCAAAUCAAAAAUGCUAGUCAAGGUCGAUUGAAAUAUGCCUUUGAUACUGUUGGUGGUAAAACCACUCCUUUAUGUAUAGAAACAUUAAGUAAAAAUGGCAAGUUGGCAUGUGUAGAUCGUUCUGCAAAGACAAGAGAGGAUAUUGAAAUGUCAAUGGUGACCCUUGGUGCUGCACAUAGAAACCCUAAUGAUUACCUUAAAAGUACUAAUAGAGUUUUAAAAGAGAUUGAAAUUAUGUUGUUUGACGGUAGAAUUAGACCAGUUAAUAUUACGAGUAUGCCAGGUGGACUUGAUGGUAUUCUUCCAGCAUUGGAAAAGUUGAAAAGUGGUGUCAAUACUAAUUUUUAG